CAUUUUUGCUUCACAGGUGACAUCACUCAGAAGGGCUACGAGAAGAAGAGGACUAAACUCCUGGCUCCCUACAUUAUCCAAACUCCAGUGGCGCCCCCUCAGAACGACGCACAGCCCCCUGCUCCCAGUUCGUCCAGCCACGUCCCCGCUUCGGCCCCCGCCAACUCGUCCCGGUACCGUGAACGCCGCUCUCGCCGGACGCAUCGCAACGGAGGAACCAGGGAUGACCGCUACAGAUCAGAUAUCCAUACAGAGGCUGUCCAAGCUGCACUGGCUAAAAACAAAGAGGAAAAAAUGGCGCUGCCAAUGCCAACCAAGCGCCGCUCCACUUAUGUGCAGUCCCCCAUUGAAACCCGCACACCACCAGAUUCCUCGUCAGGGUCUGAAGAUGAGAUGUCUGCACGCAGGCAGUCUUCGGCGGUCGCUCCUCAGCCUCAAGUCCAUCCCAACCUGCAGAGCUCGGACUACUGGAUGAACCGCUCCGCCCAGGGCUCCUCCACCUCGUCCUCCGCGUCCUCCACGAUGUCUCACGGUGAGGCCAAGCCUCAGGCGCAGAGCCAGCCUCAGCCGCAGUACAAGCCGCAGUACCAGCCGCUGUAUCAGCCUCACCAUCAGCCCCAGCAGCAGCAACCUCCGCAGCAACCUCACCGCCAGCCUCAGGAGCAGAGCCGCGCUGCAGCCGUGGCGGACAUGCUGGCUCACAGUCGCAUUGCUCCUUCUGAGAACUCCGCCCCUCCUCCAGAUGUGACGGCUGUGGCGCCCCCAUCCAGAGGCCCGCGGGUGGACCUGCCCUCCAACGCCGUCGUCCGAGGGAUGAGCCGCGGCCACAGCCGCUCCAGCAUGAUGGAGACCGCCGAUGGGAGAGGUAAUAUGCAGAGAGUUCCUGUGAGCAGCAGAGUUUCCACAAAGAUCCAGCAGCUGCUAAACACUCUGAAGAGGCCUAAGAGACCCCCGCUCAGUGAGUUCUUCACUGACGACUCCGAGGAGAUCGUCCAAGUGCCCCAGCCGGACCCCAACACUCCCCGGCCGGAGGGCCGUCAGAUCAUCCCGGUGAAAGGGGAGCCUCUGGGAGUGGUCAGCAACUGGCCACCAGCCCUGCAGGCGGCGUUGGCCCGCUGGGGGGCCACUCAGGGAAAGAGCCCCGCUCUCACUGCUCUGGACAUCACGGGCAAGCCUCUCUACACCCUGACUUAUGGGAAGCUGUGGAGUCGCAGCGUGAAGCUGGCGUACACACUCCUGAACAAGCUGGGCACCAAGAACGAGCAAAUCCUCAAACCCGGAGACAAAGUGGCGCUGGUGUAUCCAAACAGCGACCCAGGAAUGUUCUGGGUGGCCUUCUACGGCUGCCUCCUGGCUGAAGUCAUACCUGUACCCAUUGAGGUACCGCUGUCUCGCAAGGAUGCAGGUAUCAGUCAGGUGGGCUUCCUGCUCGGCAGCUGUGGAGUCGGUCUGGCUCUGACGAGCGAGAUCUGCCUGAAAGGCCUGCCGAAGACCCCCACUGGUGAAAUACUGCAAUUCAAAGGUUGGCCUCGAAUGAAGUGGGUGAUAACAGACUCUAAAUACCUGACCAAGCCGUCCAAAGACUGGCAGCCGCACAUCCCCACAGCGAACACCGAUCCUGCAUACAUCGAGUACAAGGCCAGUAAAGAGGGCACGGUGGUUGGGGUGGCCGUCUCUAAAGUGGCCAUGCUGACCCACUGUCAAGCGCUGACCCAGGCCUGCAACUACUGCGAGGGGGAAACUUUAGUGAAUGUCCUGGACUUCAAAAAGGACAUGGGCUUAUGGCACGGUGUUCUCACUGCUGUAAUGAACAGGAUACACACCAUCAGCGUUCCCUAUGCCGUAAUGAAAGCUUGUCCUCUCUCCUGGGUGCAGAGGGUCCACAUGAAUAAAGCUCGCGUGGCUUUGGUGAAGUGCCGUGAUCUGCACUGGGCCAUGAUGGCUCAUCGGGACCAGAGAGAUGUCAGCCUGGCUUCACUGCGAAUGCUCAUUGUUGCUGAUGGUGCUAACCCCUGGUCUGUCUCUUCCUGUGAUGCCUUCCUGAAUCUGUUUCAGUCACAUGGACUGAAGCCUGAAGUUAUCUGCCCCUGUGCCGCCUCCCCUGAGGCCAUGACAGUAGCUAUCCGCAGGCCGGGAGUCCCAGGCGCGCCCCUCCCCGCGCGGGCCAUCCUCUCCAUGGGCGGCCUGAGUUACGGGGUCAUCCGGGUCAACACCGAGGACAAGAACUCCGCCUUGACCGUACAAGACGUGGGACACGUCAUGCCUGGGGCUCUGAUGUGUAUAGUUAGGCCAGACGGGCCUCCUCAGUUGUGUAAAACCGACGAGAUAGGAGAGAUAAUAAUCAACUCCCGUGCUGGAGGCACGAUGUACUACGGCCUUCCUGGACUCACCAAAAACACCUUUGAGGUGAUACCGGUUAACGCUAAUGGAGUUCCUAUUGGAGAGAUUCCAUUUGUGCGGUCAGGACUCCUGGGGUUUGUUGGCCCAGGCAGUUUGAUCUUUGUGGUGGGGAAGAUAGAAGGCUUACUGAUGGUGAGCAGCCGGAGGCACAACGCCGACGACCUGGUGGCCACCGCUCUGGCCGUGGAGCCGGUCAAGACGGUGUACCGUGGAAGGAUCGCUGUGUUUUCAGUCACCGUGUUCUACGAUGAGAGGGUCGUAAUUGUCGCGGAGCAAAGGCCAGAUGCCAGCGAGGAGGACAGCUUCCAGUGGAUGAGCAGAGUGCUUCAGGCCAUCGACAGCAUCCACCAGGUUGGCCUUUACUGUCUGGCUCUGGUCCCGGCCAACACCUUGCCCAAAACACCCCUCGGCGGCAUCCACAUCUCCGACACCAAGCAGUUCUUCUUGGAUGGGAACUUGCACCCCUGCAACAUCCUGAUGUGCCCCCACACGUGCGUCACCAACCUGCCGAAGCCCCGCCAGAAGCAGCCGGUCGGAGUCGGUCCUGCGUCCGUCAUGGUGGGGAACCUGGUGGCGGGGAAGCGGAUCGCCCAGGCUGUAGGGAGGGAUCUGGGCAUGAUCGAAGACCAGGAUCUGGUCCGAAAGCUCUGUAUGUGGCCCACUGUGAUGCAUCAGUAUUUGACUGAAGCUCUUCAGUGGAGGGCCCAGACUGACCCGGACCAUGUUCUCUACGUUCUCCUUAAUGCAAAGGGUGUGUCAGUUGGGACAGCGACCUGCGUCCAGCUUCACAAGAGAGCAGAGAAGAUAGCAGCUGCCCUUUCUGAGAAAAGCAGCAUCAACACCGGGGAGAAUGUGGUGCUGCUCUAUCCUCCUGGGAUCGAUUUGAUCGCGGCCUUCUACGGCUGUCUGUACGCCGGCUGCGUUCCGGUCAACGUCAGGCCUCCGCACCCGCAGAACCUGGCAGCCACUCUGCCGACUGUUCGGAUGAUCAUUGACGUCAGCAAAGCCGCGUGCAUCCUCACCACGCAGAACCUCAUGAGGAUCCUGCGCUCCAAAGAGGCUGCAGCAUCCGUCAACAUCAAAACCUGGCCAACCGUCAUUGACACAGACGACCUCCCUCGCCGACGCCCUCCACAGAUCUACAAACCUCCCACAGCAGAGAUGAUCGCUUAUCUGGACUUCAGCGUCUCCACUACAGGCAUGCUCACUGGCGUCAAGAUCUCUCACGCAGCAGUCAGUGCCCUUUGUCGCUCCAUAAAGCUGCAGUGUGAGCUUUACUCUUCUCGCCAAAUUGCCAUCUGUCUGGAUCCUUACUGCGGUCUGGGCUUCGUCUUGUGGUGCCUUGCAAGUGUUUACUCUGGCCACCAGUCUAUCCUGAUCCCUCCUUUUGAGCUGGAGAGCAGCGUGUCUCUGUGGCUGAGCACGCUCAGUCAGUACCGCAUCAGGGACACUUUCUGCUCCUACUCCGUCAUGGAGCUGUGCACUAAAGGGCUGGGCACUCAGACCGACUUACUGAAGGCCCGCGGGGUGAACCUGUCGUGCGUGCGGAGCUGCGUCGUGAUAGCGGAGGAGCGUCCUCGUCUUGUCCUCUCGCAGUCCUUCUCCAAGCUGUUUAAGGACGUGGGGCUGUCGUCCAGGGCGGUCAGCACAGCUUUUGGCUCCAGAGUUAACCUUGCUAUCUGCCUGCAGGGAACCACAGGCCCUGAUCCCUGCACGGUGUAUGUGGACAUGAAGUCUUUACGUCAUGACAGAGUGAGGCUGGUGGAGAGAGGAGCACCUCAGAGUCUUCCUCUGAUGGAGUCUGGCAAGAUCCUGCCAGGCGUCAGGGUGAUCAUCGUGAACCCAGAGACCAAAGGUCCACUCGGCGAUUCUCACCUGGGGGAGAUCUGGGUGAACAGCCCUCACAAUGCCAGCGGUUACUACACCAUCUACGGCGAGGAGAGUCUUCAGGCCAACCACUUCAACACCAAGCUCAGCUUUGGAGACCCGCACACUUUGUGGGCCAGAACUGGAUACUUGGGAUUCGUGAAGAGGACAGAGCUGCUGGACGCAAGUGGAGAUCGGCAUGACGCUCUAUUUGUGGUUGGGUCACUGGAUGAGACGCUAGAGCUACGAGGGUUACGCUACCACCCCACCGACAUCGAAACAUCCGUGUCACGAGCUCACCGGAGUAUAGCUGAGAGUGCUGUGUUUACAUGGACCAACCUGCUGGUGGUGGUGUCGGAGCUGUGCGGCUCGGAGCAGGACGCGCUGGACCUCGUGCCCCUCAUCACAAACGUGGUGCUGGAGGAGCACCACCUCAUCGUGGGCGUGGUGGUGAUCGUCGACCCGGGCGUCAUACCCAUCAACUCCAGGGGCGAGAAGCAGCGGAUGCACCUGCGUGACUCGUUCCUCGCCGACCAGCUGGAUCCCAUCUACGUUGCGUACAACAUGUGAGGAGCUUGUGGCCAUCCGAUGGGUGCGAUCUCUGGAUCCGUCUUCUGCGGCGUCGCGGGCUCGAUGGAGUGUGUGUGUGUGUGUGUGUGUGUGUGUGUGUGUGCGUGUGUGUGUGUGUGGAGAGCAGAAAAGCAUGAAGCACGUGUACAGACACGCAGCCACGUGUGACACCAGCAUAUCUACACCACUGCAUGUCUGUGUUUGGGGUUGAACACUGUGUUUUUUCUAUGAACAUAAAAUCAUGCAGACAAGGCAGUGAACGUACCGUAAGAUGAAAGGCAAAGCAAAGUCUCUGAUGCACUUUUUUUCUGUGUAGAAAUGACAAAAUAAGACGACAGGUCAAUUUUGAUAACAAAAACUGGCGUCCUGUCUUGGUGAAAGUCUGUCCCCUUCACGUCCACACAGAGCUACUAAUCUCAACACGGCUUGAAGUAUUUUUGUACGUUCAACUUUCAAGCAAGCUCAUCCCCAAACGCAUGUCCCGAGCCCCUUCAUUUCAUUUCUUAGCAACGUGGAUAAGCAAGAGGACAAGCCAUGAAGACAGACCUCUGUCUCAGCCAGUGUGCAUACUUAGAAAUCUGUUCCCCUACUUUUAUCGAAACCAAAUAGAUAAUUCCUGCUUUGAUAUAUUUCCUGCCUUACAAAACUUCAGCCAUACAUUCCUAUCUUUAACUUUUAAUAAAAUUGCUAUUAAUGGCUUUUAGAUUCUUCCUUAACAAGUGGAGCAAAAGUUCUGACAAAUAUCCAAAAGGGACGAUAACAAAACAAGAGCCCAUACACUGUACUGUAACAAAGAAAAGGGUAUCUUUGUAUUUUCGAUACUGUAUGUCACUGUAUAGAUAUUUUUAUUUGUAUAAAUGUAUAAUUGUUUUGUUCACCUUUCUCAGCUGCUCCUCUCUGAAUAAGUAACUGAGCUGGGAGGCUGUAACAGUAGCAGGAAGAAGAUUGUAAAUAGGAUCUAACAGUUAAAAGUACUUUUGUUUGGGGAUAUUAGCUAUAUAUGGGAUUAUUAAAGAUAAAUAACUUUAAAUCAUUAUGUAUCGGUAUGGAUAUAACGUUGCACUUUUUGAAGAAACAAAAAAAGAAAGAUCUAUUUUAUUAUAACAAUGAGGCAUUAUGAGCAUAUGGUUCAGGAGCACGUUAUUCUGAGCAGAAUAAUCCAACGUUUACUGGGAGGGCUAUCACUGUUAAUGCAGGAACUUUCCCCCGUUAGUGUCUGUAAGGAAGGCUGCACAACUAAUAAUAUGACUGUUUUCAGGCGGACGGGUUACUUUGUGGAAAAAAAAAAAGAAGUAUAAAAAAUGAUGUCCACUUACAUCCAUGGCCACCACUCUGCCAAACAGUUGUGUAAAACAUUAUGGAGCGAUAAGUUCAAACCAGGUUCCUCUCGGCAUUCAAAAGCUCAAACUUUUUUCUUUUUUUUUUUUUUUUAAUGUGUUUGUGCAACUUUUUGUAUAUAAUUAUUUUGAAUUCUCAAAGCAAUGUUGUUUGUACUGUAACAGGCA
Molecule: messenger RNA, 6341 nt
Organism: Poecilia latipinna (sailfin molly)
Lineage: Eukaryota; Metazoa; Chordata; Actinopteri; Cyprinodontiformes; Poeciliidae
Product: disco-interacting protein 2 homolog B-A-like
Exons: 39
Source: RefSeq, a predicted model, not a curated record